Messenger RNA from Gavia stellata (red-throated loon), 1594 nucleotides. RefSeq names its product ankyrin repeat domain 42 (gene ANKRD42). The record is from RefSeq and is a predicted model, not a curated record. The transcript has 12 exons. The coding region runs from base 1 to 1548 and encodes 515 amino acids. NCBI's taxonomy places the organism in Eukaryota, Metazoa, Chordata, Aves, Gaviiformes, Gaviidae. Gene Ontology annotation, molecular function: protein binding.
AUGCCAACGGCCGCCGCCGCGCCGUCUGCCCCUCCGGCCGCUGUCAAGAAGAAGCAAAAUUAUACUAGUGUGCAUGAGGCAGUGAAAGCUGGUGAUGUAGAACAGCUUGCGUCAAUGAUAAAAAGUGGAGCUGAUAUUAAUGAGGUGGAUUUAGUCCACAAAUUCACACUGUUGCACUGUGCUGCACACUCUGGAAGUCUGGAGUGCCUUCACUGGUUGCUCUGGCAUGGAGCUGAUACAACACAUGUAACUGUCAGAGGCUGGACAGCAACUCACCUUGCGGCUAUCCGAGGUCGGGAUGCUUGCAUGCAGGCUUUGUUAAUAAAUGGAGCAAAUGCAGAAGCUCAAGAUGAUCGUGGGUGCACUCCGUCCCACUUAGCUGCAGCCCAUGGGCAGUCUUACACCUUACAAACCAUACUGCGAAGUGGAGCGAAUGUAAAUGUUUCAGACAGGAAUGACUGGAAGCCUGUUCAUUAUGCUGCUUUUCAUGGUCGCUUGGGGUGUUUGCAGCUUCUUGUUAGAUGGGGAGCGUGUAUAGAUGAUGUGGAUGACAAUGGAAACCUUCCAGCUCAUCUGGCAGCAAUGGAAGGACACUUACAUUGCUUUAAGUUCCUGGUCAGUAAAAUGGCCAGUGUCAUGCACACACUGAAAGCCAGGAAUGACCACGGAGAGACUCCAAGGGACUUGGCUGAACGGUUCUAUAAAGAUAAUAUUCUGCAAUAUAUAGAUGGUGUGGAAAAAGAGGAGGAGGAGCACCCAGAGACACAGGAAGUUUUAGCUUUCCCAGCCCAUGGCGCUGCUUUCAAAGGGGACUUGUUAGUGCUUAGAAGAUUAGUGAGCAGUGGAGUAAUCAAUAUUAAUGAGCGGGAUGAUAAGGGAUCCACUCUCAUGCACAAAGCUGCUGGACAGGGGCAUAUCCAUUGCUUACAGUGGUUGAUUGAAAUGGGAGCUGACUGUGACAUUACAAAUGAUGCUGGAGAGACACCAAAGGAUGUAGCUAAGAGAUUUGCCCAACUGGCAGCUGUGGAACUUUUGACACAAAGAACUGGGGACGGUAACUCUAGUGAUGAAGAACUAGAUGCAAACAACAUAAAGUUUUUUGAAAGACAUGGUGUGGAAGGGAGUACAGAUAGCAAAGAAGAGAUAACCCUGGAUAAAGCAGAGAAAAGGAACGCACGCAUAAGGGCCUAUCGCAAGAUUCAAGAACUUCAGCAACUUCUAGAAAUUGCCUACAGCAACUACAGGCAGCUGGGAGGAAUAACUGAAGAGGAGAAGAAGAUGAAAAAAGAAGAAAGGGAAGUUGAGAAGGCUGUGAGGGAGCUGGAGGCCCAGCUGGAAUACGAGCGAGUCAGGCGGGAGAAGCUGGAGAGCCAGCUGGAUGACUACCGUGCUGAGAUAAGCCACCUUAGAGAGAGCCUGGAGAAAACCCGUGUCCCCCUUGCUCUCCCGGUGGAAGCUGAGACCACCUCCAAAUCUUGCAAAGAGAAAAAGAAAGUAAAGAAGAAAACAGCCUGCAGCCCUGGAGGAGUGUUUGUGAGACUGCGCUGAGGAAUGAAACUCCAACAAGGGGCCUGCAGACAGAGGAGGUAGAAUG